UCGAACCUCCGAGUGUUCCUGGUCUUUUGUCGCCUGAUCCGUGCAGAGAUGGCAGGGUGCGCGAUUACCCACUGGUACGAUAGUGCUCUGGCGCCGGCGUGCUGAUAACUCGUGGGUUGGGGCCUUCCGUUUGUGCCAGCUGCGAUUGUUGUGAGGCGCGGGAGGCCUUGGUACGUCAGCGGAGCGCGCCACCGCUUCUCGAUGCCCUUGGAAGUGCGCAAAGUCCGCCUUCACUGGGCGGAUCCGCCGUUGCUCUGCGCUGCACGACAGUUCAUCACCACCCUAGACGCCGGGGAGAGGGGUUGCGGACCGAGAGGAAGGAGGAUGUUGAGGACGAAUUUGUGGAUUCUAUGGACACGUUGUUGGAUCUCUACCUCCUGCACUGUAUUCUAUGCAACAAGGACCCUGCCAUUGGCCAGGUACUAUACACUGAACAUUGGAGCUCGCGUGAGAUCUCGAGACCAGGUGUGGGCGUGGGUAUGUGUGCGACGUCAUGGCGGGAGGGAGGUACUCUAGACGCGUCGGGGCUUGGACUGAACCAUUUGCUGGACAACAGGUGGAGUUGCUCCUCUCCUAGUCUCUCGUCCUCGCGUCUGCCUCGAGGCCCACCGUCCGGCCGA
This is a messenger RNA of Schizophyllum commune H4-8, 620 nucleotides long. RefSeq lists its product as uncharacterized. Bases 202 to 516 code for a protein of 104 amino acids. The transcript has a single exon. The record is from RefSeq and is a predicted model, not a curated record. NCBI's taxonomy places the organism in Eukaryota, Fungi, Basidiomycota, Agaricomycetes, Agaricales, Schizophyllaceae.